AGUAGACUGAUUUGACAUGUUGUGCUGAACCGGAAAAACAAAGAUCCGAUCAUUAAUUGGGGGAAUUAGGGUUAGGGUUGAAAAAUUGAAAUCGGAGAUGGCCGGUGACGUGGGUAUGUUCAAGUUCCUGAAGCCCAAGAGUCGUCCUCACCCCGUGGAUAUCCAAGCCGCUGCCUUGUGGGGUGUCGCUGCCGGCACCACCGCUCUUUGGGUCGUCCAGCCAUUCAACUGGAUAAAGAAGACCUUUUUUGAGACUCCAGAACCAGAAAAGUGAAGUAAUUUGAAGCGUUAUGGUAAAACUUUUUGGUUCUGUUUGUGGUAUAAGAUUGCCACUGCAAUACUCUUUUUUAUGAGACUACAUUUUCAGAGUUCAUGGGAAUAAUUAUGAAUUUUUGUACUGGUA
Molecule: messenger RNA, 403 nt
Organism: Rosa chinensis
Lineage: Eukaryota; Viridiplantae; Streptophyta; Magnoliopsida; Rosales; Rosaceae
Product: ubiquinol-cytochrome c reductase complex 6.7 kDa protein
Exons: 2
Coding region: 98-274 (58 amino acids)
Source: RefSeq, a predicted model, not a curated record